AUGUGUGAUGACGAACCAGUGCAGAUUGAUCUUGACAAUUUUCGUGAAGGUAUCAUAAUCGGUGGCGGCACUUGUGGUUUGGCAGUAGCAUCGCGGUUAUGCGAAAAUCAUCCCGGCUCUCUAUUCACUGAAGAUGAACACCAACGUUUCCACUGGUUGAAGCAACGCGGACACAAGACAAACAAGGUCAAGAGUAACUAUAGAUUUGACUACGACAAGUUUCGUCCCGAAGAUUUGCUUGUCAUUGAUGCUAGGGGUGAUAAUUUCAUGGCUCAAUGGGACGCUCAAUUCAAUGCAUGCCAGAUUCCGUAUCUAAGAUCGCCAAUGUUUUUCCACGUUGAUCCCAGUGAUAUUGAUGGUAUGAUUAGCUUUGCACAUUUGAAUCGCAGAGAAAACGAGUUGAUGGAGAUAACAAAUGUGGUUGGUAAAGAAUUUUCCAAGCACAAGCAAAAAAGGAUCAAGCAAAAGUUGAAGCUGAAUGAUGGUAUAGUCGACAUUAAUAUGCGUGAUUGGAAGGAUUAUUAUAGGCCAGGGACAAAUUUAUUUCAUGAUUAUUGUGAGGAAGUCGUUGAGCGAUAUGGAUUAAAGAAUAGCAUUGUGAAUGACGAAGUCGUGGACAUGGAGCACAAGUUAAUUCAAUCUGGCGAGGAAUUAGGCAAGGGAUUUGUCAUUCGUACAAUGUCGGGUAAAGUUUACGGCUGCAAAUUUGCGGUUGUUGCAAGUGGACAUAAAGGCAAGAUAAAUUACCCCCUUUCAAUAUGCCCCAAAGCACAAUUUCCCCAUGGUUCGUGUCACACAACCCAUUUGUUUUCUGACCAGGUCAAAUUCCUUGAUCCACAGUACUUUGCCAACCCCAAGCGCAAAAAUAUUGUCAUCGUAGGUGGUGGUUUGACAUCUGCGCAGUUGGCUCAUGUUGCAUGUCUCGAUUCCACAGUGAAUAAAGCUCACCUCUUGUUCCGCUCAGGCAUCAAGAUUAAACAUUUUGAUUUUCACCUUGAUUGGGUUGCCAAGUACAAAAAUGUGAAAAAGUCCAGUUUCUACAAUCUAGACACUAAUGAGUUGAAAUAUGAGAUGAUGAAUGAUGCAAGAGAAGGUGGAUCAAUUAAUCCCGAGUAUUACAAGAAACUAAAACAACAUGUCAAAAGUGGCCGUUUGAAUUGGUUGACUGAAACCCAAGUUGUGGCACAAGAGUGGGAAAAUGGAUCUUGGAGAUUGCUUUUUCAGAACAAAGGUAGCUGUGUUACAGCUGUGGAUGAAAUUGACUACAUCUACUAUGCCACAGGCAUUCAAGCUGACAUUGAAUCUUUGCCCUUUUUACAAACCAUGCUUGAUCAAUAUCCAAUUGACGUCUGUAACGGAUAUCCUGCCAUCACCGACAAUUUGCAGUGGAACAAAGAGGUUCCCUUGUAUGUGGUUGGUAAGAACGCCGCAUUGCAAGUGGGUCCAACAUCAGCCAAUUUAGAUGGCGCUAGGCUUGGAGCGGAACGGAUUGGAUGGCAUUUGCAGAACAUGAAAUUACAGGGUGAGUUUGAUUGGUCUCCGGUUAAAGUAGUUACCAAUGAGGUUAACAACUCCACCACAUUCAAUAAGCGCCUACAAUUGGCAGGUGGACUGAUCAAUUGGUUCGAACUUCUCGAAUUGGAUAAAAUAAACUAA
This is a messenger RNA of Lodderomyces parapsilosis, 1656 nucleotides long. RefSeq lists its product as uncharacterized. Bases 1 to 1656 code for a protein of 551 amino acids. The transcript has a single exon. The record is from RefSeq and is a predicted model, not a curated record. Lineage: Eukaryota; Fungi; Ascomycota; Pichiomycetes; Serinales; Debaryomycetaceae.